Molecule: messenger RNA, 7155 nt
Organism: Penicillium alfredii
Lineage: Eukaryota; Fungi; Ascomycota; Eurotiomycetes; Eurotiales; Aspergillaceae
Gene: tor
Product: putative TOR pathway phosphatidylinositol 3-kinase TorA
Exons: 4
Coding region: 1-7155 (2384 amino acids)
Biological process (GO): TOR signaling; protein phosphorylation; negative regulation of macroautophagy
Cellular component (GO): TORC1 complex; TORC2 complex; nucleus
Molecular function (GO): protein-containing complex binding; protein serine/threonine kinase activity; protein binding
Source: RefSeq, a predicted model, not a curated record
AUGGCGCAACCAGGUCCGAUCACGGACGUGACGCAGAGGCUAUUCGUUGAGCUGAAAUCGAAGAACGAGGAGAGCAGGGUCCGAGCUGCCUAUGAGCUCUACGAUAAUGUUCUUUCUGUGUCGAGAGAUUGGCCUUCGGAGCGAUUCGUGGAAUUCUACAAUACUGUCAGCCAACGCAUCGCUCAGCUGGUGGUUACCGGCAACGACGCAAAUGAGAGGAUCGGCGGCCUGCUAGCGCUCGAUCGGCUUAUUGAUUUUGAUGGAGUGGACGCUGCACAGAAAACGACUCGCUUUGCCAGCUACCUGCGCAGCGCCCUUCGCAGUAAUGAUAAUGUGGUCUUGGUCUAUGCCGCCCGGUCGCUCGGCCGUCUGGCAAAGCCUGGGGGAGCUCUCACAGCAGAACUGGUGGAAAGUGAGAUCCAGUCGGCUCUAGAAUGGCUGCAGUCAGAGCGCCAGGAGAGUCGUCGUUUCGCCGCGGUGCUUGUCAUCCGGGAACUGGCGAAAGGCUCGCCCACGCUUCUCUAUGGCUUCGUGCCGCAGAUCUUCGAGCUCGUCUGGGUUGCCCUUCGCGAUCCCAAAGUUCUCAUUCGGGAGACUGCUGCGGAAGCAGUGGGCGAAUGCUUUGAAAUCAUCGUCGCGCGCGAUGUUCAAGUGCGCCAGUCAUGGUUUGCCAGGAUACACGAUGAGGCACUUUUGGGCUUGAAAUCCCACAACGUGGACUGGAUUCAUGGAUCAUUGUUGGUCCUCAAGGAGUUGAUUCUCAAGGGCACGAUGUUCAUGAAAGAGCAUUACCGGGACGCCUGUGAGAUUGUUCUCCGUCUUAAAGACCACCGGGAUCCCAAGAUUCGCACCCAAGUUGUCCUCACCAUCCCAAUUCUCGCAUCCUACGCCCCUGCCGAAUUCAUCGAGAUUUACUUGCACCGAUUCAUGAUUUAUCUCCAAGCUCAACUGAAGCGCGACAAAGAAAGGAAUUCUGCUUUCAUCGCCAUCGGGAAGAUUGCGAAUGCUGUGGGCCCAGCCAUUGCCCAAUAUCUGGAUGGCAUCAUCGUCUACAUUCGCGAGGGACUUGCCAUGAAAUCGAGGAAUCGAACAGGCGUCAACGAGGCGCCCAUGUUCGAGUGCAUCAGCAUGCUCUCGUUGGCAGUGGGCCAAGCGCUCAACAAAUACAUGGAGGCGCUGCUUGACCCGAUCUUUGCUUGCGGACUCAGCAAGUCGUUGACGCAAGCUUUAGUGGAUAUGGCUCACUACAUCCCGCCAAUCAAGCCUACCAUUCAGGAGAAGCUCCUCGACAUGCUGAGUAUCAUCCUAUGCGGAACACCAUUUCGACCCCUUGGGUGCCCCGAAAACCGUCUACCUCCGAUGCCGUCUUUCGCGAAAGACUUUGCACCCCACGAGCUCCAUUCUGAUUCCGAUAUUGCACUGGCUCUUCACACAUUAGGGAGCUUCGACUUCUCCGGCCAUAUAUUGAAUGAAUUUGUGCGUGAUGUGGCCAUCAAUUACGUCGAGAACGACAACCCCGAGAUUCGCAAAGCUUCAGCCCUCACAUGCUGUCAAUUGUUCGUUCAUGACCCGAUUAUCAACCAAACCAGCGGACAUUCCAUUCAGGUCGUCAGUGAAGUCAUUGACAAACUCUUGACUGUUGGGGUCGGAGACCCUGACCCUGAAAUCCGGCGCACUGUGUUAUGGUCAUUGGAUCGCAAAUUCGAUCGUCACUUGGCACGACCGGAAAAUAUCCGGUGCUUGUUCUUGGCGGUCAAUGAUGAGGUAUUUGAGGUCAAAGAAGCUGCCAUAUGCAUCAUUGGUCGACUCUCUAGUGUCAAUCCUGCUUAUGUCUUCCCACCGCUGCGGAAGUUGCUGGUCAAUCUUCUGACGGGACUGGGGUUUGCAAACACGGCCCGCCAAAAAGAAGAAACCGCCCAGCUCAUCAGCCUGUUUGUCUCAAAUGCGACCAAGUUGAUCAGAUCCUACGUCGAUCCUAUGGUCACAGCUCUGUUGCCCAAAUCGAUUGAUGGCAACCCUGGUGUCGCUGCCACUACAUUGAAAGCCGUUGGCGAACUUGCCAAUGUCGGUGGCGGGGAGAUGAGACGAUACCUGCCACAAAUAAUGCCCAUAAUCCUGGACUCGCUGCAGGACCUUUCUUCGCAUGCCAAGCGGGAAGCGGCGUUGCGAACGCUGGGACAGUUGGCUAGCAACUCGGGCUACGUGAUUGAGCCAUAUCUCGAGUAUCCUCAUCUGCUCGCCGUGCUCAUCAACAUCACCAAGACCGAGCAAACUGGUUCACUACGGAAGGAGACUAUUAAGCUUCUUGGUGUCCUUGGUGCCCUUGAUCCCUACAAGUACCAGCAGAUCAGCGAGAUUGAACCUGAUGUUCAUCAUAUCAACGAGGUCCAGAAUGUCUCGGAUGUUGCUCUAAUAAUGCAGGGACUCACUCCGUCCAAUGAGGAAUACUAUCCCACGGUGGUCAUCCACACUUUGAUGCAGAACAUUCUUCGAGAGAAUUCCUUGGCUCAAUACCACUCGGCCGUCAUCGAUGCCAUCGUCACUAUUUUCAAAACUCUGGGUUUGAAGUGUGUGCCGUUCCUCGGUCAGAUCAUUCCGGGGUUUAUCUCUGUGAUCAGGGGCUCUCCUGCAAGCCGUCUCGAGUCUUACUUCAAUCAAAUGGCGAUUCUUGUUAACAUUGUGCGACAACACAUCCGCGCUUUUCUGCCUGAGAUCAUCGAAGUGAUCCGUGAGUUUUGGGACGCCUCAUAUCAAGUGCAAGGGACCAUCUUGUCCCUGGUCGAGGCCAUUUCCAGAUCAUUGGAAGGAGAAUUCAGGAAGUACCUCGCCGGUCUGGUUCCUCUGAUGCUGGACACCCUUGAUAAGGACUCCACCCCUCGUCGCCAGCCAUCGGAGAAGAUCCUGCAUGCAUUCCUGAUCUUUGGGUCAAGUGGAGAGGAAUAUAUGCAUCUUAUCAUUCCUUCUAUUGUGCGCCUGUUUGAUCGGUCUCAGAACCCUCAGAGCAUUCGGAAGUCUGCCAUUGACAGUUUGACGAAGCUGUCUCGGCAAGUCAAUGUUUCUGACUUUGCAUCCCUCAUGGUUCAUUCCCUGUCACGAGUUGUCGCCAGCAGCGACCGCGCACUGCGUCAAUCUGCCUUGGACUGCAUCUGUGCACUCAUCUUCCAGCUUGGCCAGGACUUUACACACUACAUCCAUCUCUUGAACAAGGUUCUCAAGCAGCACCAGAUCAACCAUGUCAACUACCAAAUCCUCGUGACCAAGCUGCAAAAAGGGGAUCCGCUUCCACAGGAUUUGAACCCCGAGGAAAACUACGCUUUCCCGGCCGAUGACACCAGCUUUGCGGAGAUUGGUCAAAAGAAGAUUGUUGUGAACCAGCAGCAUCUCAAGAAUGCGUGGGAUGCAUCACAGAAAUCCACCCGCGAGGACUGGCAGGAAUGGAUACGCCGCUUUAGCGUUGAGCUUCUGAAAGAGUCCCCGUCUCCAGCACUGCGAGCAUGUGCUAGCUUGGCUGGUAUUUACCAACCGCUGGCACGAGAUCUUUUCAACGCGGCGUUCGUGUCAUGCUGGACCGAACUGUAUGACCAAUAUCAAGAAGAGUUGGUCCGGUCGAUUGAGAAAGCACUUACCUCGCCGAACAUCUCGCCCGAGAUUCUGCAGAUUCUGCUUAAUCUUGCCGAGUUCAUGGAACACGAUGACAAGGCUCUUCCCAUUGACAUCCGCACCCUUGGCAAGUAUGCCGCCAAAUGCCAUGCCUUUGCCAAAGCUCUUCACUACAAGGAACUCGAGUUCGAGCAAGACCAGAAUUCGGGUGCUGUUGAAGCCUUGAUUACUAUCAACAACCAGCUUCAACAAUCUGACGCCGCCAUCGGUAUCCUCCGCAAGGCACAGGCAUACCGCGACGUGGAGCUUAAGGAAACAUGGUUCGAGAAGCUCCAGCGUUGGGACGAAGCACUUGCUGCUUACAAACGACGUGAGAGAACCGAUCCAGAUUCCUUUGGCAUUACAAUGGGCAAGAUGCGGUGUCUGCAUGCCCUUGGCGAGUGGAAGGUUCUUUCGGAUCUUGCACAGGAGAAAUGGAACCAAGCGUCCCUGGAUCAUCGCCGAGCCAUUGCCCCUCUUGCAGCCGCGGCGGCUUGGGGUCGAGGCCAGUGGGAGUUGAUGGAUUCUUACCUUGGUGUUAUGAAGGAACAGUCCCCAGACCGCUCCUUCUUCGGUGCCAUUCUGGCUAUUCACCGCAACCAAUUCGAUGAAGCAAACAUGUAUAUUGAGAAGGCACGCAAUGGGCUCGACACUGAGCUGUCGGCUCUUCUUGGGGAGUCGUACAAUCGUGCCUAUAAUGUCGUUGUCCGUGUCCAGAUGCUGGCGGAACUCGAGGAGAUCAUCACCUACAAGCAGAAUGUCGGCGACCCCGAAAAGCAGGAGGCCAUGCGUCAAACUUGGAAUCAACGAUUGCUCGGAUGCCAGCAGAACGUUGAAGUGUGGCAGCGCAUGCUCAAGGUCCGGGCCCUUGUGACUGCUCCGCGGGAGAACCUGGAUAUGUCAAUCAAAUUUGCCAAUCUCUGUCGCAAGUCCAACCGUAUGGGUCUCGCGGAACGAUCUCUCGCAUCGCUGGAAACGGUGGUUGUUGACAGUAAUGGUACACGUACCAUUGCACCUCCCGAAGUCACAUACGCUCGGUUGAAGUUCAGUUGGUCAAGUGGACACCAGCAGGAUGCCCUCGAGAUGCUGAAAGAUUUCACAUCUGGGCUGACCGACGACUUUUCCCGGUUCAAUACUCUCAUGGUAUCACAUGCAGAUCACCAUGGAAUCAACGGCGUCAACGGCAUUGCAGACCCGACCCACCCAGAUGCAAUCAGUCUCCGUGAGCGCAUCGGCGAUGCUGGAAAAUUCAGAAAGCUUCUUUCGAAGAGUUACCUCAGACAGGGCCAGUGGCAGACAGCUCUCCAGAGAGGAGACUGGAGGCCUGAACAUGUUCGCGAUGUCCUGAGUGCAUACUCAGCGGCUACCCAGUACAACCGGGACUCAUAUAAGGCGUGGCAUGCGUGGGCGCUCGCAAACUUCGAGGUUGUCACGACCAUUGCCAGCCAAGCAAGCCGCGAAACCCCCUCCGUGCCUGUUCCCGCACAUAUCGUGACAGAGCAUGUCAUUCCUGCCAUCCGUGGAUUCCUUCGAUCUAUUUCCUUGUCCUCAACAUCCUCACUGCAAGAUAUCCUGAGAUUGCUUACUCUUUGGUUUACCUACGGCGGCGAUCAUGAAGUCAACACAGUCGUCACAGAAGGAUUCACGGCGGUGAACAUCGAUACUUGGCUUGCCGUCACUCCACAGUUGAUUGCUCGAAUCAACCAACCCAAUAUCAGGGUCCGGGGUGCCGUCCACAGGCUGCUUGCCGAGGUUGGCAGAACACACCCGCAAGCCCUGGUGUAUCCGUUGACCGUGGCUAUGAAAUCGAACGUGGCCCGACGUUCUCAGUCUGCCAGCAACAUAAUGGAGAGCAUGCGGCAGCAUAGCGCCAAACUAGUCGAGCAGGCGGAUCUUGUGAGUCAUGAAUUGAUCCGGGUCGCGGUACUGUGGCAUGAGCUUUGGCAUGAAGGUCUUGAGGAGGCGUCUCGCCUCUACUUUGGUGAUCACAAUGUCGAGGGCAUGUUUGCAACCCUUGCACCACUUCAUGAGAUGCUGGACAAGGGCGCCGAGACACUUCGUGAGGUAUCGUUCGCACAGGCUUUCGGGCGCGAUCUCGCCGAGGCUAAACACUACUGUGUGUUGUAUCGCCGAACCGAAGAAAUCGGCGAUCUGAACCAAGCGUGGGAUCUUUAUUAUACUGUCUUCCGCAAGAUCAGCCGGCAGCUGCCGCAGCUGUCGAUUCUCGAUCUCAAAUAUGUCUCGCCCCGAUUGAAGGAUUGCUCAGACCUCGACCUUGCUGUUCCCGGAACAUACCAAAGCGGCAGACCUGUUAUCCGGAUUAUGAGCUUCGACCCGAUCCUGCACGUUUUCCAGACCAAGAAACGACCGCGACGAAUGACUCUCACGGGCAGCAACGGAAGCUCCUACAUGUAUGUUCUCAAAGGCCACGAAGAUAUCCGACAAGACGAGCGUGUCAUGCAACUCUUUGGCCUGGUCAACACUCUCCUUGAUAAUGACAGCGAGAGCUUUAAACGCCAUCUCUCGGUCCAGCGCUUCCCUGCCAUUCCCUUGUCUCAGAGCUCCGGUCUCUUGGGUUGGGUGUCCAACAGUGAUACUUUGCACGCUUUGAUCAAGGAGUACCGUGAAAGCCGCCGGAUCUUGCUCAAUAUUGAACACCGGAUCAUGCUGCAGAUGGCACCUGACUACGACAGCCUCACUCUUAUGCAGAAGGUUGAAGUCUUUGGCUAUGCUAUGGACAACACUACCGGCAAAGAUCUGUAUCGGGUGUUGUGGCUCAAGAGCAAGAGCUCCGAGGCCUGGCUUGAGCGUCGCACGAACUACACGCGGUCUCUUGGAGUCAUGUCCAUGGUCGGCUAUAUUCUUGGGUUGGGUGAUCGGCACCCUUCGAAUCUGCUGCUCGAUCGCAUGACCGGCCGUGUCGUUCAUAUUGAUUUCGGUGACUGCUUUGAGGUGGCGAUGCACCGCGAGAAGUACCCCGAGCGGGUGCCCUUCCGACUGACGCGCAUGUUGACCUUUGCUAUGGAGGUCAGCAACAUCGAGGGGAGUUACCGCAUUACUUGCGAGGCAGUGAUGCGGGUACUGAGAGAGAACAAAGACUCGUUGAUGGCUGUGUUGGAGGCCUUUAUCCAUGAUCCUUUGAUCAACUGGCGUCUUGGCGCACAAGAGUCGCCCGAUCGCGAGUCUCUUACCUCCGAGCGGCGCCAGUCGAUCAUCGAAGGCAUCCCCAUCGAGAACAAUAAUCUGCAGCCAAGCAACUUCUCUCGCCACCGCCGACCCUCCAUCCUCGAGGGCGGUAUUCUCGAUGCUCAAGAAGGCGUCCCGAACGAGGCUCGCGAGGCACAAAAUGCCCGCGCUUUGCAGGUGCUCGCCCGCGUUAAGGAGAAGUUGACUGGUCGCGACUUCCGACACUACGAAGAACUCAACAUCUGUGACCAAGUCGACAAGCUUCUUGCGCAAGCCACGAAUGUCGAAAACAUCUGUCAACACUGGAUCGGAUGGUGUAGUUUCUGGUGA